Messenger RNA from Anopheles funestus (African malaria mosquito), 3152 nucleotides. Its product is annotated as E3 SUMO-protein ligase ZBED1-like. The record is from RefSeq and is a predicted model, not a curated record. The transcript has 2 exons. Gene Ontology annotation, molecular function: protein dimerization activity. NCBI's taxonomy places the organism in Eukaryota, Metazoa, Arthropoda, Insecta, Diptera, Culicidae. The coding region runs from base 922 to 2400 and encodes 492 amino acids.
AAUCAGUUUCUAUAUCAAUCGUCCCGUAUUUCAUAUUCGCUUGCGCGAUUCCCUAAAGUCGGCUCACCGCACCCUAUCAAUUGUGUUUCCCUGUAACGCACACAUACUAGUGAAGCAAAGCACACACUAAGGAUCAGAUAGCUCACAGCUCAGACUGUACAAUAGUGUUAUCGCUGCAAUCUGUACUAGUAUCUGUACCACACUCUGAUUAUAUAUCGACAGUGUUGAUGGUAUAGACAGUGCCAAACAAUACAUUUUCCUUAGAAAAUGCUCAUACUAGUGAAAUUCUUUGUGAACCAUUGCAAGUCAGAUCUGUGCACAGUGCAAAAGAGAUUCUUCGGCGAUCAGACGAUUACUUUACCAGUGGCGUGCUUACUUUUGAUUCAACGUGAUUAGCUCCUGAAUACACAUAGGCCAGUGAAAUUUUUUUGCGAACUGUUGCAAGUGCAAGAUCCGUGCAUAGUGCAAAAGAGAUUCUUCGGCGAUCAGGCGAUUACUUCGACUUCACCGGUGACGUACUGGGCAUUACUUCAAAGCGCCUGUUAUCUGAAGUUGGAGAGAACUCGAAUUCUAUUGGUCACGUCCGUCUUACAAAGAGCUCGGCGCUAUGGCACACAUGACCAGCGAUAUAUGGCAGCAUUUCACGAAAUCUGAAAGUGGUGCUAAAUGUCGCUACUGUCAGCAGAUAGUUUCGUACUGCAAGGGAUCAACAUCAAACUUGAAAAGGCAUCUCGGUCGUAAACACCCAACCGUUCCGCUGUACAGGAGUAACCCGCUGUCGACAACAAAUUCUGAAAUAGAUUCCCCUCUAGAAGGUACUUCCGGCCAACAAAACGUCUGCACCACAAUUACCAAUUUUUUUCAACCCAGCAAACCAAUGAGCUCGGAAUCAAAAAAAAAAUCGAUUCUCUAUUGCUUUUAAUGAUAUGUAAAGAAUAUCAUCCUUUUUCAAUAGUUGAAAAUGAAUAUUUUGGAGAUUUCGUUAAAGCUUUAAACCCUAAAUAUGAACUGCCAACAAGAAAAAGUAUUUCUAAUGCAGCAUUACCGGCACUUUACAACGAAACUUUGGAGGUGGUGAAUAGUAAAUUACUCAUAGCUUCAACUGUAUCACUGACAGCAGAUUGUUGGACUAGCAUUAAUAAUGAUAAUUUUUGUGCAGUGACUGCUCAUUUCAUAAAUAAUAAAUACGAACUGUGUUCGUAUUUAUUGGAAUGUUCAGAUUUUUCAAUUACCCAUACGGGAAAGAAUAUAGCCGAUUGGAUAACGACUGUAACUAAUACCUUUGAAAUUUCCGAUAAAUUAUUUACUUUGGUCACGGAUAAUGCGACCAACAUGAAAUCAGCUGCAACUAUAUUCAAUCUUUCUCAUCUCCCGUGUGGUGCCCAUACGUUAAAUUUAGUGGUUCAAAGAGGCCUUCAAAAGAUAAAAUCAACGAUUGAGAACGUAAAAAGCAUCGUUAUGCAUUUCAAAAAAAGCUCAAAAGCUGCCCAAAAGCUGGCCGAAAUGCAAACUAGCUUGAAUCAUCCGCUAUUAAAAAUUAAACAAGAUUGCCCUACCAGAUGGAAUUCAACAUACGAAAUGUUGGAUCGUUUCAAACAAAACCGAAUUCCACUAGCAUCUUGUAUUGCAACUUUGAAAAUCUCAUGCAAGCUAGAGGAAGAAGAUUGGCUCAUUAUAGAACAAGCUACUAAGAUCUUAAAGCUGUUCAAUACGGUUACAAUCGAAAUUAUGGCGGAAAAAACGAUAUCAAUUUCAACAAUGGGGUUUUUAACUAGGUCCUUAUUGCAAAAAAUUAUUGAAAAAAAAGAAAAGGAAGUACUACAUCACAAGGUUAUUGAUUUAGUAGAUGAUCUUAUACUGGGUCUAAAAACUAGGUUCGAAACAACGAACAAUCUUGAAAUAGUUUCGUAUGCGAUUUUACUAGACCCAAGGCUCAAAAAAGAUGGAUUUUUAGGAAGCGACGCGCAGUACCAAAAUGUGUACACGCAUAUGAUAGAAAAGAUGAUUCCAUUCCAAAAUAGAAUGGAUACACAAAUUAAAGACAAUGCAGAAAAAGAUCUUGAUAGCGAUGACGACAUAUGGCAACCACUGAAAAAAGUUCACCAAAGCGAGCACACAUCAAGUGCAAGAAUUCUUGCUGCUCUUGAGCUGGAUCGCUACAUUUCGGAAAAAAAUUUACAGGUCAAAUGUGAUCCAUUUCUAUGGUGGAAGGAAAGAGAAGUGAUUUAUCCAACGUUAUCAUAUUUUGCCAAACAAUAUUUGAGCAUUCCUGCGUCUUCUGUUCCAUGUGAACGAAUUUUUUCGAAGGCAGGUAACAUUCUUACAGAAAAAAGAAAUAGAUUGACAUCAAAAAAAUUAAAAGAAAUCAUUUUUAUAAAACAAAAUUACCAUAACCUGUAAGUCUUAUAGUUUAGUAAUGAGCUGAUAGCAAAUAAAUAGAUAGUAAUGUAAUCAUAUGUUCAAUUUAAUAAAAUGCAAGAAUCGUAGCCGUUCAAUAGUUUAUUUUUUUAGCAAAAAAGAAAGAUUACGAUAGGACUCACCUCAUAUCCUAUUAUAGUAUUCUGAUCCUAUCCAAAAAAAUAAGUCGAUAGUGGUAAAUUAUAUUUACAAUCUUAUUUAAAGUAUUGAUUUUAUUGUAAAUAUAAACGAAAGAUGAAGGACAAUAUGACAGAUGUAGAAGGAAGUAGAACCAGAAGAAAUGUGUGGGUUAAAAGACACUAUCAGUAUCAGAGCAUUCAAUUCAGAGACGGUUCUGAACGAUUUCGAAAAAAGUCUGUAAAAACAUUUCGAUUAACAUAACAUUCGGUACUUUCACACAAUUCAUAAAUGCAAUCAAAAUAAACCCAACAGCACCAAGCGUUUGUCUACUUGAUAAAAAAAAGUCUACCCGUUUAUGAAAGAUACACGCAGAGCAAAAGGCGAAGAAAACGAAAUAAAAAUCAUCAAAUCAAAAAGAAAACAGUGCGUACUGUGAAGUCAUACUAGCCGACUACGAUUCCGGAUGGUUCCAGCAGUUCCAGCAGUUGCAGUGGUUCCAACAGUUCCAACGGUUCCAACGGUUCUAGCUAUUCCAACGGUUCCAGUGGUUCCAACGGUUCCAACGAUUCCAAAUGUUCCGACAGUUCCAACGAUUCCGACGGUUCCGGACGAUU